This is a messenger RNA of Plectropomus leopardus (leopard coralgrouper), 1146 nucleotides long. Its product is annotated as transmembrane protein 100-like. The record is from RefSeq and is a predicted model, not a curated record. Gene Ontology annotation, cellular component: plasma membrane. Gene Ontology annotation, biological process: cellular response to BMP stimulus. Lineage: Eukaryota; Metazoa; Chordata; Actinopteri; Perciformes; Serranidae.
AGAAAACUACCCAAAUUUAAUAAGAACGAAAGAAAGAAAAGGAAGAAAAAAGAAAGAAAAAGAAAAGAGUUUCUGGACAUUAGUCUUUUUUUUCAUGCCAAGUUGCAGAUUUUUUCGGUGUUUUUCUCGGGUUUCAGAGGUUUAAAUGCUCGUGAACGGAGUCUGAAUGAACGCGUAAACUGAUGUUGCUCCCGGUGUUAAAGGGUUAAUAUUUGUUGUAGCUGUUUAUGUCAUUUUCAGCCACUGAGGUCGAUACAGGAGAGAUUCUUUAACACCUCUUCAAUUUUCCUUUUUCAGCUAGCUGUUCUGUGAUUGGCUGACUGCUGACAUCAGUGUAAAGAUGGCCCACCUCUUCCUCGCCAGUAAGAUCGCCAUGCCGGACGACCUCCACAGCAAAGCCGGCAGGAUCCCCAGAGGCGCCGUGAGGAUGCCGACAUCCAUCUCUGCCGAGAAGCUGAGCCGGGAGAAGGCCAGGAAGGACCGCGGCGUCGUCGUGACGACACACGUCCCGCACGUCAACGAGAUCCAGCUGACGGCAGCCACAGGUGGCGCUGAAAUGUCCUGCUACCGCUGCAUGGUGCCGUUUGGCGUUGUCGUACUCAUCGCCGGAGUCGUGGUCACGGCGGUGGCGUACACCUUCAACUCGCACGGGUCCACCAUCUCGGUGCUGGGGCUGGUGCUGCUGUCUGCUGGACUGGGCCUGCUGGGAUCCAGCGCCGUCUGCUGGAGGAUCCGACUGAGGAAGAAGAGGGACAAGCGGAGGGAGAGUCAGACCGCCCUCAUGGCGAGCCACGGUUACUGCGUGGCCUGAGCGGCGUGGAGUUUAAGUUACGUUGGUGGUUCAGGCUGUGAACAUAAAACGCACCUCACCGACAAAGUUUAACUGGGACAUAAACUGGUGGACUUUGCAUUUUCGUAAAGUGCGUCUCGCCUUCACGCUGCAGGCGAGAAAACUCUGCAAACGACGCCUUAAAGGACGAGACGAUGGUCAGAGCGAAGGACGAGUGUUUGGACACAUUUGGACCUGCAGGCUUUAAACUCCAGACCGGAAGCCGAACUCUGACACGAGUCUGAAACUUGAGCAAAUUUGCUCAAUUUCUUUCAAAUAUAUGAGAAGAAGGCAACAAGCAACUAACAAAGGAAAUG